CCGACCGGAAGUAGGAGGACAGUAGAUGCUGCAGAAGCGAAGCUCGCACGUUGUUGUGACAGACCUGAAUUUCAACUGAAAUCACACUUCACUUCACAAAAGUUAGAAUAAAAACCUUCACUCUGAAGUUAAGCUUGAAARUUUGUGGACGGAGCGAGAUUUGCUUCCUGACUGAGUUGACAUUAUUAUGGCCGGUAGUACCACGAAGACUGUGUACGAAAUCUUCCAAAGCAUGGAGUCCGGACCUGCAUCCGCUUCUAGUACCGCCUCUGCACAGGCCUGGUUGGAUCAUCAUUCCCGCUCGCUCAGUCUUUUUAUUGAUGGCAAGUUUGUCCGUCCAGCAGACAGACAGAACUGCCCCCUGACUGAUUCUAAAGGUGUCAUGGUGUGCAGCACGGUAUCUGCUGAAGAUGGAGACAUUUCUCAGUGUGCCUCAUCUGCUGCGAGUGGCUACAAGUCGUGGAGCAGCCUAACCUGCUCCCAGAGAUCCAAAGUCCUGCUCAGGCUGGUGAGUGUUCUCGGGCUGCACGGUCAGUGUGUGUCGGAGCUGUGUGAGCUGUGUGAAGCCUCCUGCUCGCUCUCGUCCCUGAUCAGACUGCUGCAGUACUACAGCAGCUGGGCUCAGCUCAGAGACACUCUCAUCUCAAACUGGUCUCCUAUUGGUGUGGUGGUUGUUGUUACCUCUGAUGACUGCUCUCUUUAUUCCCUGAUGCUCAAAGUCCUGCCAGUGUUGGCCAUGGGGAACUCUGUGAUUGUUGUUCCCGGUCGGCGUGCCGCCCCUCCAUCCCUCCUCUUGGCGCAGCUUUUUACCACCGCUGGACUUCCUGCUGGGGCUCUUAAUGUUUUAACAGGAAGUAACGUGACUCUGGGGGCCAAAGUGGCUCAGAACCCCAGCAUCAGCCAUGUGACUUACAGUGGCAACAAGCAGGAUGGGGUGGUGCUGUGUAAAGCCACAGCAGAGACCGGAGUUCCUGUCUCUGUCUCCUCYUCUAUCGGGACCACAUGUCCUUUUAUCAUCUUUGAAUCAGCUGACAUCAACAGCGCUGUGGAUGAAGUGAUCCAGACUGCUUUUAAAAAGAAGAAAGAGCUCCAGUGGCUGCUGUGUGUGCAGGAGAGCGUGGCAGAAAGUGUCGUUGCCCGUCUCAAGCUGCGUUUGGCAGGAAUGAAAUGUGUUGCUCUGUGCAGUGACGCAGACAGGACCCUGGUGGACGCUGCAGUACAGGAGGCUCAACAGCAGGGGGCAACGGUGGUUCAGUCUUGCGCUGCUCCUCRUGGUGCCCAGUAUCCUCCCACGGUUCUUUGUGGUGCGGCCCCCUCCUCGCCAUUUGUGGUCAGCCCCUCUCCUGGACCUCUGUUGCCUCUCAUGACUUUCAGAAGCAAUGCAGAAGCUGUUGCCGUGGGAAACCACAGUCCGCAUGGRCAUGCAGCGUCCAUCUGGACCGAAGAUCUCACUCUGGCUCUGGAGACGGCUAAGAGUCUGUCGGUUGGAUCAGUGUGGGUGAAUUCCAGCUCUGUGUUUGAUCCCUGUCUUCCUGUGACUGGGCACAAAGACAGUGGCUCCUGCACUGAUGGAGGACAGGAGGGUCUAUACCACUUUCUGCAGUCGUCCUUUUCUUCCUCUUCUUGUCUUCGCUCCUCUCCUGUUUCAGUCGACUACUCAAAGUUUGGAACAGAAGCUGUCAUUCCUGUUUCUUUGGACCCUACAUGUUCUCCUCCAUCCUACCUGCAGUUUGUUGGAGGCAAAGUGUGUAAAUCAGUGUCAGGCUGCAGUGCGGCAGUGCAGGCACCAGGGGGCGGUAUGUUGGCCAUUUGUCCUGAAGGAAGUCGGAAAGAUGUCCGCAAUGCUGUGGAGGCUGCRAUCAAAGUGCAGCCUGGCUGGAUGAAGAAAAGUCCUUCUGCACGCGCUCAGUCCCUCUACUCUUUGGCUAAAAGUUUAGAGGCCAAGAAGGUGGAGAUAGUAGCAUCAGUCAGCACCCAGACUGGCGUCUCAUUGGCCGAGGCUGAAGAGGAAGUGGAGCUGAGUGUUGCCAGGCUCAGAGUUUGGGCGGCUUACUGUGAUAAAAUGCAGGGAGGCUCACUGCCCAUGCCACAGUCAGGCACUGCUCUCUCCUUCCCUGAGGCCCUGGGAGUCAUUGGGGUGGUCCUGCCUGACAAAAAUCCCCUGCUUUCCCUGGUAACACUUCUCGGGGCAGCCGUCGCUUCUGGGAACGCAGUCGUCAUGAUUCCUAGUAAAAAGUAUCCCCUGCCGGCUUUGGCUUUUGCUCAAGUGCUCCAGUCUUCAGACCUGCCUGCAGGUUUGGUAAACAUCAUUACAGGAAGUCGAGACCAGCUGACAGUGGCCCUUGCUAAUCAUAGUGUCAUCAAGGCCAUCUGGUACUGGGGCAGCGCUGAGGGCUGUCAGUACCUCCAGUACACCUGCACCAGCCCACUAAAAACCCUGUGGCUCGUCUGUCAGGAGGAUGAGGACAGGACGGAGUGGACCCAGUCUCAUCCGUCUCUGCUGGAAGACGUGUGGAGGAAAUCUGUUCAGUGGAAAAGUGUUUGGAUUCCUACUGCAUGAGGUGACAGAGCCAGGAAAGUAGUGACUGUGACCUGAAAUCAAUCAAUUCAACUACAGUCACUGUUUGACAAAAACAGUACAGCAUCGAAGAAAAUAAAGAGUAUAAGAUUUAAUUUUACACUAGGUAGGAAUCAAUACUUUAAUAGUGCAUAAUAUUAUAAAUAACAUUGUUAUUAACAUUCUGUAAACAUUGUCAAACUGUUUUUGGUACUUUUUUUAUUUCUCUGCGCUAAAGAUGGCCAGAGCUGUUAAAUCUUCAUACUGUGUCAAAACAGGAAGUGCAAUUCAGACAGAACCACGAGUUUCAUGUUUAUGUGGAAGUAAAGUAUCAGUGUUUCAGAAAGGAAAGAAUUAAAAAAAUAAAACUGGUGCUUUCUGUAAAUCAAAGUUUCCCCUACUUUUAACAGAAUGGUUGAGAGUUUUUAGUAGUUCACAAAGGAGAAUUAUCAAGAAAGGAGACGGUGAUAUGAAAUGUCCAUUAACUGGAUCAUUCCUUUUUGAAGGAAAAAUAACUUGAGCCUUCACGUUCAAAAGCUAUUGGCUUGUUUGGCUAAAACCAAGCUGUGUAAGUUAGUUUCCUACAUCUUGUUUUUUUUUUUUUUUUUUUAACAACUUAUCUUUGUUUGGUCUGCUGUAGCGUGAAUGCCGUGCUACUUUCAUUACUGUUGUUUGUGGUCUUUAAUUUCAACCCUCAACUACCUUAAACAAGUGUUAACGGACCAUAAAGCUGUGGUGCAUUUUUAUUGUUUUGGGGUGGGGUAGGGGGCUGUCGACAAAACCUAAAUGUCCUCAUCAGGUUUAACUGACCUCCAAACAGACACAGAUAAGAGCCAACGUAUGACCUUCAUCAGGGAAAUAUAAACAAACUUGUCUGAGUUUUAUCAGUGACUUGGCAAAAAAAUGUUGUCAAGUCAGUCCACAUUUCCUGCACUCUGUGUAUCUUUUUUACUGGACAAUAAUAUUGUACCUUGUUGCCUUCAGGGUUACCUUUUAUGCAGAGCAAACAUUCACCAUAAAAUGUCUAAGGUUAUGUUUAAAUUGUGAAAUAAUGUGUUAAUUAAAAUGUAUCAUUCCAGAAACUAGCAAAAUGAGUUAAUCUGUCUAAAGCCAUAAUUUAAAGUUGUCUUUAUGAAUAUGAGCACCUGUUUUUUUUUUUUUCUUGAUUAAAAUAUUCAUACACCUA
Austrofundulus limnaeus is the source of this 3743-nucleotide messenger RNA. RefSeq names its product aldehyde dehydrogenase 16 family, member A1 (gene aldh16a1). The transcript is spliced from 17 exons. Gene Ontology annotation, molecular function: oxidoreductase activity, acting on the aldehyde or oxo group of donors, NAD or NADP as acceptor. The coding region runs from base 188 to 2560 and encodes 790 amino acids. NCBI's taxonomy places the organism in Eukaryota, Metazoa, Chordata, Actinopteri, Cyprinodontiformes, Rivulidae. The record is from RefSeq and is a predicted model, not a curated record.